This is a messenger RNA of Anopheles marshallii, 1657 nucleotides long. RefSeq names its product slit homolog 2 protein. Gene Ontology annotation, molecular function: protein binding. The coding region runs from base 158 to 1657 and encodes 499 amino acids. The record is from RefSeq and is a predicted model, not a curated record. NCBI's taxonomy places the organism in Eukaryota, Metazoa, Arthropoda, Insecta, Diptera, Culicidae. The transcript is spliced from 8 exons.
CCGUGGCGAUAAGUACGGCUCCUUUCCGGCAUGAUAUAGGGGCUAUGGGACGGGCAGCAACCAGUGCUAACAUUUCACCAAGGUAUUGAUGCAGUCGUAGUCAACGUGUUGAGACGAAGGAAGAAAAAAGUGUAGUGACAGAGACGGCGGCGGGAAGAUGCCGUCACGGAAUGCCCUAUGGAUGUGGAUAAAGCUCCUCGGGCUGGCACUGGCGGUGCUGGACCUCGCGUUGGUUACGGCACAAUCGAACUCACCGCAAACAUGCCCACCGGGUAGCGACAUCAGCCCGUGCGUCUGCCAGGUGAAGAAGAACGGGCUGGACAUCCUGUGCGAGGCGACCGACGUACAGCACAUCACUAAGGCGAUGAGCGCGCUGAAGGGCAAGAGCCCGAUCAUCUUCUACCUGAAGCUGCGCCACAACAACUUGCCGAAGCUGCAGGGUUUCGUGUUUCUGGCGCUUGACAUUCGGCAUCUUACCAUCCACAACAGCAGUCUCGCCACCAUCGAGGAAACAUCGCUGAGCUCGCUGGGACGCGGACUUACCCAGCUGGAUGUGUCCCAAAAUCAACUGAUGAGCGUACCGUCGAGUGCUCUGAAGAAUCUCCACUAUCUGCUGAUUCUGAACCUGAACCACAACCGCAUCUCCCAGAUCCACAACCGGGCGUUCGAGGGACUCGACACGCUCGAGAUUCUCACCAUCUACGAAAACAAGCUCACACUCAUCGAACCGGACGCGUUCCGUGGAUUGGACAAAAAGCUGAAACGGUUGAAUCUGGGCGGAAAUGAUCUUACCGCCGUGCCGCAGAAGGCACUCUCGAUGCUGGAUAAUCUGCGGAAGCUCGAGCUACAGGAGAAUCGCAUCAAAACAAUCAAGGAAGGUGACUUCGAAGGUUUGGAGAAUCUGGACUCGUUGAUUUUGGCUCACAAUCAGCUUACGGAAGUACCGGCAAGGGUAUUCUUUCAUCUCACGCUGCUCAACUCACUCGAGCUGGAGGGUAACUCAAUCUCCUACAUCGCGAAGGAGGCGUUCGAAGGAUUGGAAGAAAACCUACAAUAUCUCCGCCUGGGGGACAAUAAUCUCCACAUCAUCCCGAGCGAAGCGCUGCGCCCGCUGCACCGCUUGCGACAUCUCGACCUGCGCUCGAACAACAUCUCCGUUAUUAGUGAGGACGCUUUUGUGGGUUUCGGCGAUUCGAUAACCUUUUUAAAUCUUCAGAAGAACGACAUCAAGGUCCUGCCGGCGCUGGUAUUCGAAAAUCUCAACUCCCUCGAGACGCUCAGCAUUCAGAACAACAAGCUAACGCGCAUACCGGAGGAAGUGAUGGAGCCGAUCAUGGACUCGCUGCGUGUCGUUGAUAUUAUGGACAAUCCAUUGAUCUGUUCAUGCGAACUGGUCUGGUUUCCGAACUUGCUGCGGGAGCUGAAAAACCGGGACGACGAGAUGACCCAGAAGAAGCGCCCGAUGUGCACGAUGCAGAACGAACACCGGGAGUACUACGUCCAGAACAUGCCGCUGGAACGGAUGAACUGUGUCGGCAAGAAGUACCACACGUCGUCACUCAGCGGCAACGGUACCCCGGGCAGGGAGAAGCUUCUGCCGGCGCUGGUUGCGCUCGUGACCGGAAGCGCACUGAUUGGCUACGGCAGGCUCCGCUAG